CAGGAGUCCAGCUCCAGCUGAUGAGACGUAUUAUUGCUAAGUGCACAGUACUGGCAGCCAACGUCGCUUUCCUGUUGCUGCUUUUUUCUGCCUAGUCGUUGGUGUAGCCCUUCUGAGGGGUGUUUGGUUCUAGUGGUUGGUGGAUUACCUCUCUCCAGCAGCCAUGUCGGGCUUCAAUCUGCUGCAUCUAAUAACCAAGAGUCAGCCUGUAGCUCUGAGGUCCUGCAGUCUUCCCUCAGGAGCAUGUCACACAAAGAAGACAUGGCCAGUGAGCUUCUCUCAGGAGGAGCUGAGGAAACGCCUCACACCGUCACAGUACCACGUUACCCAGGAGAGAGGAACUGAGAGUGCGUUCACAGGCGAGUUCACACAUCAUAAAGAUCAGGGCACCUACGCUUGUGUUGUCUGUGGGGCCCCGCUCUUCACCUCUAACACUAAAUUCGACUCAGGGUCGGGCUGGCCGUCCUUCUUCGACUUGGUGAAGGAGGACUCUAUAACUCUGUCUGAUGAUUUCUCCUUUGGGAUGCACAGAGUGGAGACCACCUGCAGCCAGUGUGGCGCUCAUCUGGGUCACCUGUUCAAUGAUGGACCAAGACCCACGGGAAAACGCUACUGUGUUAACUCGGCCUCACUGGCUUUCCAGCCCAAAGACGACCCCGCCUCCAGGUCCACAGUCGAGGAUGUAGCUGCCAGCAGCUCCGUGAGCGACGGGAAGACAGAACUCUGAAAGACAGACUCAGGAACCACAGCCGACUGACCACUGUGUAGGGAGAGUCAGUCACACACAUAUAAUAGUUGAUUCACAGUGUAAAGAUAAAGUAGGUGAUUAUAUUGCUCAGGUGCUCAAGCCUCAGACACGAACCAGAUACUCUUUGAUGUAUACUUUACCACAAGGAAAGUGCAUGCUUUGAAAACAGCCACCAUGUAGCCAAAGCCAAAAGAUGUACUCCAUCAGCUGGUUGCCUUAUAAAGAGACCUCUCAUUAUUAAAUCAGCCUGGUUGUUACUCUCAGAUUUUCCUCUGUAUUGAGUAUUAGUCAUGAUAACAUAUUUGUAGAGAUCUGGAAAAAGGGAGCAGGAAGGGGGUGUGGUAUGUGAUUCCAGAGAACUACUCUGUGAUUACAUUAAGGUGCUUGGGUUUCUUGCUGUUCUUACAUUUCCCACCUGUCUCCAAGAGAUGGCAAUGAAUAAAAUGUUAUGACCGCCCGUGGGCAUGGCUCUGAUAAAGAAAGGAACAUUUUCUCUUAACUCCCUUUAAUUUCCUAGUGGCAUUUGGUCUGCUCAUUUAAACAUGGAUGGGUGUAGUGUUGUAGACAAACACAAUUUGUAUGUGUCUUUAUAUAGCUGCGAGGACACAUUCCCCAGAAAGUUCUGUAACCAGAAGUAUUCAGACACCUUUCACUUUCCCCACACCACACUAUUCUGUAGAUUUCAUUUUAAAUGGAUAAAAUUGCCAUUUUGCCCAAUAAUCUGCAUACAGUUUGAAUGUAAGAACCCAUAAUGAAAAAAAUGAAAACCACUGCAGGCACAGGCAUUAAAUUCUCCUUCAUAAUAGUCAGUGUUCAGUUUUAAUGUUCAGUUUUUGUUUUUUCAGAGGUGUUGAUUCAACCACAUGAUAAUUUAGGAGAAAGCUGCUGUUUGUAGUGCUGUUGAAAUGUACUGCAUUAUACAGAGAGGUGUUUCUACUAUUCAUCUAGCUCACUUCAAUACUUAUGAAGUGACAUUUGAUACUGAGAUGUAAUGAUAUUGCCUAUGCAAGUGCUCCUGUCAGCAGUCAGAGCAUACUGUGACGGAUGUACUGUGGCCAUUAGGUCACUUUCUAUACUUGUUCCUUCUUUUGUCCUUGACAUUAGGAUUUUUUGGUUGUUGUUUUCAGAUUUUGUGCACAGCUUUCAUUAGAACUGUUAGAGUAAAUAAAAUAUUUAGAAACACUA
Monopterus albus (swamp eel) is the source of this 1933-nucleotide messenger RNA. RefSeq names its product methionine sulfoxide reductase B3 (gene msrb3). The record is from RefSeq and is a predicted model, not a curated record. Gene Ontology annotation, cellular component: cytoplasm. NCBI's taxonomy places the organism in Eukaryota, Metazoa, Chordata, Actinopteri, Synbranchiformes, Synbranchidae. Gene Ontology annotation, molecular function: peptide-methionine (R)-S-oxide reductase activity. The transcript is spliced from 7 exons. Bases 164 to 727 code for a protein of 187 amino acids. Gene Ontology annotation, biological process: response to oxidative stress; protein repair.